AUGGAGAAGUCUUAUAAAUCCAGAUGGAGGUUCAAAGUGGACAAUGACAAAUGCUUCCAAGGGUAUACGACAUCGUCCAACACCAAUGAGCCAACAAACGAGGAUGCGGAUAUAGACUGUCUAGUUCGUCCACAAGGCAAAGAAGCAGCCAAGAGAGAGAACGAAGCAAAAUCAAAAGCUGAAAAGAGGUUCGAUGCAAAAGGCAACGCAGGCUUAUCCCCGUUGCAAAAAUGCAUGGGUAUCAUGCGUAUGUUAGCAUACAAAAUAGCAAUUGACACCGUUAAAGACUAUCUCCGCCUAAGGGAGAGCACCGCAAUCGAAUGUUUGGAAAAGUUCGUCCACCGCAUUUUCUCGAUUUUCAAGGGUCCAUACUUGGGAAGGCCUAAUGCAGACGAUGUCCAACGCUUGCUAUGGAUAGGAGAUGCCCGUGGCUUCUCUGGUAUGAUGGGCAACAUUGACUGCAUGCACUGGCAGUGGAAAAACUGCUCGAAAGCUUAG
This is a messenger RNA of Punica granatum (pomegranate), 498 nucleotides long. The record is from RefSeq and is a predicted model, not a curated record. NCBI's taxonomy places the organism in Eukaryota, Viridiplantae, Streptophyta, Magnoliopsida, Myrtales, Lythraceae.